Neoarthrinium moseri is the source of this 669-nucleotide messenger RNA. RefSeq lists its product as uncharacterized. The transcript is spliced from 4 exons. Gene Ontology annotation, molecular function: oxidoreductase activity. NCBI's taxonomy places the organism in Eukaryota, Fungi, Ascomycota, Sordariomycetes, Amphisphaeriales, Apiosporaceae. The record is from RefSeq and is a predicted model, not a curated record. The coding region runs from base 1 to 669 and encodes 222 amino acids.
AUGGCGACGUGUGGUUCCUACUGGGACGAGCUGGCAGACAUCGCCGACCUGGAGGGCUCCGAGCUCUGGAGCGAGGAGUACUUUGGCGGCGAUGGAACUGGGGCCAACAACUGCGUCGAGACAGGCCCCUUUGCCAACCUGACGCUGCGCUGGACGCGCGAGGGCACGGUCGACGAGAGCUGCCUGACGCGCCGCUUCAGCAACCGCAGCCUGGCGUCCACCAGCCAGACCAACAUCAACGCGUGCAACACGAUUACCAACUACACACAGGCCUGGAACUGCUGGUCCGGCGGUCCGCACAGCGGCGGGCAUAGUGGUGUUGGCGGUAUUAUGAGCGAUGCGACGCUCUCCCCUGGCGACCCAGUUUUCUACUUGCACCACUCCUGGCUCGACAAGCUAUGGUGGGAGUGGCAGAAGCUCGACCUGCCCACCCGAUACACUGACAUGGGCGGCCCGAACAUUCCAGGGGGCCGCGGUGGUGGCGGUUUUCCGGGAGGUCCACAAGGAGGAACUGGUCCUGAGUUCACUGACUACUUCGGCGACAACGGGAACAUUACCACGCUCAACCACAGGCUCUACAUGUCCGAGAUAUACCCCAACGUCACCAUCGGCGACGUCAUGGACCUCAAUGGCGAUGUCAUUUGCUCUGAGUACAUUAAUGUUGAGUAG